UUUCACUUUCACGCAGAAAAAAAACCCCAAAAAAAAUACAUUUCUAAUAGAUUUUCAUUAAAUAUUUGACACUUAAAUUGUUUAUUAGCUUCAAAUUUGUCGAUUUUUUUAGCCAAUCAAGUGGUCAGUGGCCACUAAUUAGGUCCGAUUAGAGGUCCGAAAACGGCAGUAAUUGUAAUUAAAACGACGCCAUAUUUGAUGUUCGAUAGAAUCGAUAGAAUCGAUCGAUCGAUUGUUUGUUUGUGUUUCGAUUGUCAACAGAAAUAACAUAACAUUUAGUUGUUGUAAACAAAACGAUAGUCACGUGACUACACAUGUAAUGUCAAAACGUUUUUGAUUUGUGUAUGUCUUCACCGAUAGCUUUGCUGAAGAUUUUUUUUUUGCUAAAGAAAUAUUAGUGGACAACACCAACAACAACAAUGUCUUCGGGAGGCAUAACAUGUGUGGCGGCCUCUCCCCGAAUCAGUGAUCACCCGCUGGAUUCUAGUGGCGGCGGCAUCGGCGGCGGUGGUGGUGGCUAUAAGUCGCCGAAGAUUUUAUCGGAUAACCAAAAACGUUUCAAAGACAACAACCACUGCGGUGAUGGCCAACAACAACAACAACAGCAUCGGAUGGCCCGAGGUUUGCGCGAGUGGUCGCUGAACAAUACGAAACGGUGUCACACAAUAUCGUUCAAAACAAGCGAACAGUCGCGCAAACGGAGUGGUAGUGAUAAUAAUAAUUACCGAAAACGUCGAUAUUCUUCGGGUGCCGCCAACAAUUCUGACCAACGGUUUUUGGCCGCUAAACGCCGAAAAGAUCGUAUAAUUUUGCCGACAAGAUUUCUAUUAGGCGGCAAUAUAUCGGAUCCACUAAACUUGUCGAGUUUGGCCGACGGCGCCAAUCAGCUGACACCGCAAUCGUCGCCGAUGCCGACACCCCGACAUAAGACCACACAAGUCGAGGUACUAAUACCGGCCAAUAUUAACGAUCCGCUAAACCUGAUUACGAACGACGAAAUUAGUCUCAUAUCGCCAAAGAUUAAGUGCAAAUCGCGUAAACAUAAGAAUAAACGAAAGCGAACUGAAUCCGAGUCGACGACAACAACCGGCAGCAGCGGUGGCGGCGAAACAACAACAACAGCAGCAGUGGUUGUCGUCGAACCUACAGUUAAAUCCAUCGACGGUAUUGAACAGUCAUUGUCGUUGACGAGUGAUUUACUGGAUCAGCAAAAGACUAACAAAUUAGACAUCAAUACGACAUCAAAAUCGCCAAAAGUUUUGAAACUAGCGGCCGAUAGUUUGAUGACCACUACAACAACAACAACAACAAAAUCCAUUAGUGAUAAAAUAGUGUCGCCAGUGAUUCCCCAAGGGAUCAGCUGUUCAAAGCAUAGACGAAUUCAUAAUAAUAAUGUUGCUGUUGGUGGUAGUGGUGUCGACAUUACCGCUACUAUAAAACCAUCGACCAGUUCUGAACAGACAAUAAAUGAGACGACAAAAGACAAUACAACAACUAAUAAUAAUAAUAAUAAUAAUCAAAGAGUGAAAUACAAGAAGUUUAAUAAAAAUCAACAGAAAAAGUUUGAUUCACCGAAAAAAUUUCGAUCAAAAGACUUAGCAUUUCGUUACGGAAAUUACAAUCAAUACUAUGGUUAUCGUAACGCUGUUCACAACGAUCUGCGUCUGAAUUGUCUGAAAAAAGAUUGGUUUCAUAACAAAGAUGUUCUGGACAUUGGCUGCAAUGUCGGUCACAUAACACUAAUGAUAGCUAAAAAUUUUGAACCAAAAUCUAUUGUCGGUCUCGAUAUCGACAGUCAACUCAUCCGAAUAGCCAACAAAAACAUUCGCCAUUAUAUAACAUCAAGUGUUGUUCAGUCGGACGACUUUCCCAUAUCGUUACCCUUAAUUCACGGACCGUUAGCCAUGAGUUCCGCCGGUAAUAAUAAUAAUGACGUGUCGUUUCCGAAAAACGUACGGUUUAUUAGCGGUAACUAUAUAUCGGAAACAGAUAACUGGUCGUCACCGCAACAUCAGAGACAACAACAGUUUGAUACCAUACUAUGUCUAUCGCUAACCAAAUGGAUUCAUUUGAAUUGGGGAGACCAGGGUGUCCGACAAUUGUUUAAACGUAUUUUUGGUCAGCUCAGGCCUAACGGUCGACUGAUUUUGGAGGCCCAACCGUUUUGUUCGUACAAAAAGAAGAAGAAAAUUAAUGAAACAACAUUAGAAAAUUUCAAUGCAAUCCAAUUCAAACCGGAACAGUUCAAUGAAUAUCUACUAUCAAGAGAAGUAGGUUUUAGUCAAUCGGAACUGAUAGGCACUCCAGAGAAUGCAUCUAAAGGCUUUCGGCGAUCGAUUUAUGUGUUCACCAAAUCGGGUGUUGUUUCAUCUUCUUCUACUACUACUUCUUCCUCCACUUCUCAAUCAUUAUCAUCAGCUGUUGAUAACCCAACAAAUAAAUAA
Molecule: messenger RNA, 2444 nt
Organism: Oppia nitens
Lineage: Eukaryota; Metazoa; Arthropoda; Arachnida; Sarcoptiformes; Oppiidae
Product: 7SK snRNA methylphosphate capping enzyme-like
Exons: 3
Coding region: 420-2444 (674 amino acids)
Biological process (GO): snRNA modification
Molecular function (GO): RNA methyltransferase activity; O-methyltransferase activity; snRNA binding
Source: RefSeq, a predicted model, not a curated record